This is a messenger RNA of Peniophora sp. CBMAI 1063, 1779 nucleotides long. The record is from the annotation of a GenBank genome assembly. NCBI's taxonomy places the organism in Eukaryota, Fungi, Basidiomycota, Agaricomycetes, Russulales, Peniophoraceae.
AUGUCCUCCCCCGUUCAACUAGUAGCCUCUGAGAAGGAUGUCAAGGCGGUGACCAUCUACAAGUCGGACAGGGCUGAGGUGACUCGCAGCUUCAACGUGAUCUUACAGCGCGGUCGCAAUGAGGUCUCGAUACUCGGCCUGUCAAGCGCUAUCGACGUCGACUCGGCUCGCGUCACCGGCCUAGGCGACGCGCGCUUAUUCGAGGUCUCUUGCAAGAUACAAAAGCCCGACUCGUGGGACGUUCUCCCUGAUUCAGCCACCGAACGCAGACGCACGCUCGAAGCAAAGAAGGCCACGCUGGCACAGGAGAAGUAUAAUGCGGAGUCGGUUGCGCGGCUUCUCCGCGAGUACGGGAAGACACUAAACGGGCAGAGCGUGCCUCCUGCGGACGCCGACGCGUUUUUCGACCGCUAUCUAGCGCGCAGCUCAGACCUCGCGCGCACUGGUGCUCGACUCGACGAGGAGAUGCUGCAGAUACAGCGGGAGAUACAGAAGAUCUCCGCUGACGGCUCGGCAAGGAAGGGUCACACUCACGGUCGAGUCACGGCCGUGAUCAUGGCCAAAGCUCAGACCGAGGCUGUCUUAAAGCUUACAUACGUCGUUCGGCAGGCACGCUGGAAACCCUCAUACGAGUUACACGCCCGCUCCGAUCAAGAUGGCAUGCCGGCAUCUUCCGUUGCUCUUCAUUACCGAGCGACUGUCAUGCACACGACGGGCGAGAGCUGGCGCGGUGUUACACUUGUUUUAAGCACAGCGCGCCCGGGCCUUGCAGACGAGUCCAUACCGGAGCUAAAACCAUCCCGACUGGUACCUCCCGCUCCUCCAAUAGGCUAUCCUCAGGCCAUGGCCUUGGCAGGAGCACCAGGCGUAUUCAUACCAGCCCCCCCUUCUCUGACCCCUACACGGUCGCGGUCUCGUUCGCACUCUCCAGUAUCUUUAUUGGCAAGGCUGAGAGCCUCGCAUGGACCAGCCCCGUUUAUCGCUUCAAGUGCCUCGGAAUCAGAGUGGGUGGCUAGUGACGAGGAAGAGCCCGCUUUCGUCACUCCGUCGUCUUCAUUUGAGCCCUCGACUUCCAUCGCGAGGGAGAGCCCUCUGUUCAUCUCGUACAAGAUCGACGGAGAGUCAAGCAUCCCGAGCGACGGCGAGGAUCACACAGUCUCCAUCGCCGAAUUGCCCUUCGAAGCCUCGAUAACGCAUGUCGUUGUACCGAGGAUCAAGGCUGUCGUGUAUCUGGAGGCCAAGGUCAAGAAUACGAGUGACUAUCGCCUCAUGCCCGGUCCGGUCAACAUCUUUUUCGAUGACAGCUUCGUAUCGAAGACCUCCGUCAAGAAUAUCGCUCCAGGCGGCGACUUCACUUGUACCCUCGGGCCUGACAUGGGGACGCGUGUCACAUACAACCGCGUCUCCAAGUUGGAGACCGACGCUCAAGCAAGCCGUUUCUCCGAACAAUACUCAACGACGGCCUGCUCGGCGAGUACAACCAUCGUCAAUACCCAUCCAUUCGCGCUCGCGACGUUCGUCGUGCGAGACUCGCUCCCCAUCAGUGAUGACGAGAAGCGCGUGCGCGUCGUCCUCCGGGAGCCUGCUUUGCUCGCGGAGGCCGAGCAAGGAGACGAGAAGGACGUUGGAGGGCAUAAGGUCCGCUGGGCGGAUACACAGGGACGGAAGGAUGGCCUGUUUGAAUGGGUCUGCUCGGUUGACGCCGGGAAGGAGGUUACAUUGUCGACGGCCUGGGACGUCAAAGCUCCUGCCGAUGUCAAGUGGACUGAAAUUUCUUAA